Messenger RNA from Lacerta agilis (Sand lizard), 2706 nucleotides. It is a transcript of the gene STX18, whose product is annotated as syntaxin 18. Gene Ontology annotation, molecular function: SNAP receptor activity. The record is from RefSeq and is a predicted model, not a curated record. Gene Ontology annotation, biological process: intracellular protein transport; retrograde vesicle-mediated transport, Golgi to endoplasmic reticulum. NCBI's taxonomy places the organism in Eukaryota, Metazoa, Chordata, Lepidosauria, Squamata, Lacertidae. Gene Ontology annotation, cellular component: SNARE complex; membrane; endoplasmic reticulum. The transcript has 11 exons. Bases 30 to 1061 code for a protein of 343 amino acids.
GCCUUCCGCCUCGCUCGGCGCCGCCCGCCAUGGCGGUGGACAUCACGCUCCUGUUCAAGGCGAGCGUGAAGACGGUGAAGACCCGGAACAAGGCCCUGGGGGUCCCGCUGGGCGGCGGCGGCGGCGGCAGCAGCGACAGCCCCCGCGACGACGCCCAGGCCCUGCUCAAGCGCGGCGGGCAGCGCUCCAAAGGCGACUUCUCCAGCCGCGCCCGCGAAGUGGUCAAUAACAUUGGGAAACUGAAAGAUUUUCUUCUGCAGCACAGGAAAGAUUAUAUUAAUGCCUACAGCCAUGUCAUGUCUGAGUAUGUGCGGAUGACAGACACUGAGCGAGACCAGAUUGACCAGGAUGCCCAGAUCUUUAUGAGAACAUGUGCUGAUGCAAUUCAGCAACUCCGAACAGAAGCACACAAGGACAUCCAUUCCCCGCAAGUGAAGCAGCACAGAGAAGCUGUCCUAGAUUUCAUUGGAGACUAUUUAAAAAGAGUGUGUAAGCUGUAUUCAGAACAAAGGGCUAUCCGGGUGAAGCGAGUAGUUGAUAAGAAAAGAUUAUCUAGGCUUGAACCAGAACAGAGCGAUAAAUCCAAAGUAACUUCUUCUCCUGAAAGAACUGCCCAAACAACUUUGGAAGAAUGUGAAGAGAAACACACUUGUGAAGACAACAGAGAUAAGAAUGUGAUAGAGGAACACACCAAUUUUGGACUUUGGAGUGAUGGCAAAGGAGAAGAUGAGCUUUCACCUGAAGAAAUCCAAAUGUUCGAGCAGGAAAACCAGCGCCUUGUUGGAGAAAUGAACAGCCUGUUUGAUGAAGUGAGACAGAUUGAAGGGAAGGUGGUUGAAAUAUCUAGACUUCAAGAGAUAUUCACAGAAAAAGUCUUACAGCAGGAAGUCGAGAUUGACAGUAUCCACCACUUAGUUGUGGGUGCAACAGAGAAUAUCAAGGAAGGAAAUGAAGACAUAAGAGAGGCAAUCAAGAAUAAUGCUGGAUUUCGUGUGUGGAUCCUCUUCUUCCUUGUGAUGUGUUCCUUUUCUUUGUUAUUCUUGGACUGGUAUGGUAGCUAACCCUGGCCUAUUCAUUAUUCAUAUAGCCCUGACCAAAAUCUGCUGAGGCCACCUGGGACUGAUACUGGCUGGAGAAGUUUUCCUUACAAAGCAACACGUAUUGUAUUUCAUGCAUCAUUCAUGGUUGAUAUACCUUGAACAGACAUGUGCAUUUGUACACCUCUUGCAGCAGGAAGUACUGGUCCAAUUGGAAGUUAGGUUUAGUGAAAAGUUCACCCAGGGAACUGUUGUAGUGCAUCAACGAACAUAGCUUUUUAGCCAUUUACCCAAUAUUUAUUUUAUUACAGUGGUCUCUUUCUAAAUAUUUUUGCACACAUGGAUUGCUGGUGGGAGUUUUGUAGUGCUGCUCAGUGACCAAGCCAGUGGAAUUCACUGACGUUUACAGCAAGUCUCAUCUGUCAACAGAGUUCAUACGUGACAGGUUGAAAAAUUCAAACUGAUGGCCUAAAUGAACCUUAUUCCAGAAAGGCAAAAUAAAUUCCAGAUUGCAUUGAAAAGGAAAGGUUUGACUGUUUAGAAUGUGAUUCUUCACAGUUGGUAUUUCAGUUUACAACAAAACUGCUUUCCGUUUCUUUCUUUUCACAUAAAUGCACCACUACAGAGAACAAAAUAAUCUAAAUUCUUCAAUCGUAGACAUGUAGAAUAAUCAUCAUAGGAAAACUUGAGGUGAAUGUUGCCAUAAGUACAGUGAUUGGAAUAUUUAAUUUUUGAUUGAUUUAAAUGCAAUAAUACAUAUAUAUCUAUGUGAACAUACUGAGCUUGAGACUUGGUUAUCCUCCUUUUUCUUUAUUUUACACAGAGUGAAAAUGUCAAAAGUUACAUGUGAAUUUACAUUCAAUAAAGUACCUGUCUACUAGGAAAUACAAACAUGGUAUAGUUUAAUAUGUUUAUAUGGGACCGAACUUUUUUUUUCAAAAUGCAAAAGAAAGAUUUGGCACAUAAUUUAUUGCUUUAAUGCAUUCCACACAGCAAUGAUGACAUACUAAAAGUUCUUUUACAACAUGAAACCAUGUUCAGUAUGAAAAGUUCCUAAUGAGAAAAAAAAACUGGCAUUUGCUAAGCGGGCCCGUGAUGCUGAAAUGUACCAGGAGAAAAUGUAACCAGAAGUGGAACCAACCAUGUUUGUUCUACUACAUAUGUGUUUUUUGGGAAGCAUGUAUCUACAAAAACAAUGAAACUUUUGACAUGUCCACUGGGAAGUAGCACAUUCAGAGCAUGAACAAAAAUACCAGCUGAGUGCUUGGAUCCAGUGGUGACCAACCCUUCUGUCAGGUGUACGCAAGCCAAGGCCCAGGUUUGAGAGAGUAUAAUUCUGGCGCAGUGCUUUUCAACCAGGGGUACUUGUGCCAUUGGACAUCCUGCCAAGUGCCACUACUUACAAAGCAUUGCUCUGGCGCCUCUGCAGUGCAUGCUAGCGCAAAAGCACAGCACCGGACACACGGGCGAGGGGCAAAGCCUGCCGCACAACAUUUCCGUGGUUUAUUCCAGGUGUGCUGCUACAGGUCGACCGCCCAAUGUUUAAGCCGCUUUUUCCAGUUAUAAAGUUAAUGAAAAUAUUUAUGUAACGUACGUUGAAAGGUUUAUAAAUAAUAAACAUGUAAUAGUUUAGAAACUUGUCAACACAAUAAACGUGCACCUACAAUUC